Echinostoma caproni is the source of this 1191-nucleotide messenger RNA. The record is from the annotation of a GenBank genome assembly. Lineage: Eukaryota; Metazoa; Platyhelminthes; Trematoda; Plagiorchiida; Echinostomatidae.
AUGACCAAAUGUGUGUUUCUGCCCGCGAUUUGGACAAUCCUAUUCACUUUAUUCGGCCAAUUAGUUACACAAGCUCAAACUAAUUGCCCAACAGGAUGUUCGUGCGUGGGUCAGACAAUUUCAUGUCAAAAAUCUGGACUACGCUCGGUCCCGGUGUUCCCACCAAUCGUGCCCGGACCGAAUGGCGGCUCGUUGCAAUUCCUCAUGCUCAGCGGGAAUCCGAUGAUCCGAUUGGAACAGGGCUCAUUUGAAGGGUUGGCCGAUUUGGUCCGGAUCGAGCUCACAUUCAAUCAAUUGGUUUGGGUAUCCAAACACGCGUUCACCGGUAUCCCCAGUCUUCGCAGUUUAUCACUGCGAGGUAAUCGUAUUGCCUAUUUGCCUCACGAUGUAUUCACCCCAAUAUUCAUGCUGGAAGAUUUAGAUCUGUCUCGGAAUCAGCUUCGUAGUUUACCAUUCUCCCUGGAGGGUUUGAUCUAUUUACGUCAGCUUUCCCUGUUCGGCAAUCCAUUGUAUUGCCCUUGCGAGAUCGUGGAUUUUGCUCUAUCCUUGAGACAUCUGGAACCGGUUCGAUCUCGAGUCACCUGUAUUGGACCGAUUGAGGUCGCGCAUAUGCAACCCAUGGAAUUGGGUCGCCGAUUAGUCGCUGUGGUGGAAAACACUCGGCUCUUGGGUUAUCAAGCAGCAAACGAUACCGAUCGGGAUUUGAUUGUUCGAACACACCCCUAUGUGCCACGGGGUAGACAGCUUCGUUUGCCAUGGCCCUGGCCCCAUUGUCCAGUGCAAGAUUUUGGCGGGUUCGAACCCAAACUGCUAAUUGAAUCUGACGAAUCAGAUGACAACAAUGGAUCGGGCGAAUCCUUGCCGUCAAAAUCCCGAGCUGAAGACCCGAUAUUAUAUGCGGAAGAUCCUAUUGAACUGGCCCAAUGGCGUGAUCGACCGCAGAAUGUGGAAGUUGUGGCCGGUGAAGUGGCUCGAUUCAUUUGUGGUGCGGAUGGGCAUCGGAAUUUGCAAAUCACUUGGAUUUUGCCGGUCAAUGCGACCAAACAUAUUCGGUUGCAUCGAAGACGUCAGGUAUGUUCGGGGUAUGUUACGCUUCGCGUAUUUUUGGGUGGAUUACCGUUCUCCGAUGUUUGCUUGAUCCCAUGGCUCUCUGGCUUCGAAAGCGGUCACGUGAAUUUGACUCAGAAUUGA